Messenger RNA from Paramecium octaurelia, 1044 nucleotides. NCBI's taxonomy places the organism in Eukaryota, Ciliophora, Oligohymenophorea, Peniculida, Parameciidae. The record is from the annotation of a GenBank genome assembly.
AUGUAAAUUACUUUUGCACAACUUCGUCCUUUAUAACUUGGAGAGUCUCUCUACGUAACAGGGAAUUGCAAUGAGUUGGGAAAUUGGAAUCCUGAGAAAGCGUUUAAACUAAAUUAUCAGUUGACUGAUCUUUGGAUUGGUUAGAUAGAUCUUAAUCUUGAAAAUGUAGUUGAAUAUAAGUACUUUGUGGCUUAAACAAACAAUCCCAAACAAGAUAUAAAAUGGGAUGAUGGAAACAAUAGAGUUCUUGAUAAAAUGAUGGUCACCGAAUAGCUAAAAGUGAUGACAUUUAAUAUAAGAUAUGAUUGUAAAGAGGAUGGUAAAAAUGAUUGGAGUCAUAGAAAGUCGAUUGUUUACAAAUUAAUACGGAAGAUUAAUCCCGAAAUCUUUGGAUUGUAAGAAGUACUCGCUCAUUAACAAUUCGAUUUGUAAUUGAACCUUUAAGUGAAUUAUAACUUUAUAGGUAGAGGGAGGUAGAAUAAUUUUUGGAAUGAUGAGGGAUGUCCUAUUUAUUAUGAUAUGCUUAAGUUUAACUUGAUUUAGGCUGAAGUGUUUUGGUUUUCAGAUACUCCAAAUGUAGCAGGAUCGAAGAGUUAUGGUAAUGGAUUACCUCGAAUAUGCACAUAUGUGAAAUUAUUACAUAAAGUGAGCCAAAAAGUGUUUCAUGUUUACAAUACUCAUUUUGAUCAUGAAAAUAAGCUUUCUUAAAUUAAGUCAGCUGAGUAAAUCAAAAGACACAUUUAAUAGUAUUGUGCUCCGGAAGAUAAAAUUAUUGUAAUGGGAGAUCUUAAUAGUUUACCAAUGAGCGAGCCAGUCAAAAUCUUGACAUCCCCCCUAAGGCAAGAUUUUAGUUUGUAAAACACUAUGGGAGUUCUGGAUAUGCCAUUAGCAACAAUGCAUGCAUGGUAUGGAUUGAAAUUGGGUUUGCACAUCGAUUAUAUAUUUUUGGGCAAUUUGAAGUACAAGAGUAUGAUGAUUGUGAAUGAUCUAGUUGAUGGGUAAUACCCAUCGGAUCACUUCCCAAAAGUUGUUGUUUACGAAUGA